This is a messenger RNA of Zea mays, 1510 nucleotides long. Its product is annotated as 4-phosphopantetheinyl transferase sfp. The record is from RefSeq and is a predicted model, not a curated record. Gene Ontology annotation, cellular component: cytosol. Bases 265 to 1137 code for a protein of 290 amino acids. Gene Ontology annotation, biological process: fatty acid biosynthetic process. The transcript is spliced from 7 exons. NCBI's taxonomy places the organism in Eukaryota, Viridiplantae, Streptophyta, Magnoliopsida, Poales, Poaceae. Gene Ontology annotation, molecular function: holo-[acyl-carrier-protein] synthase activity; magnesium ion binding.
UGCUAGUGCUAAGUAAGUCCGUAAAGUUAUUGCAAAUUUUUUUGGUAUUUUGGUUUCUGCUAGCAGUCCCUCUUGAUCCGUUUCACUUGCAGCACGCUUGGUUAAACUCCGGGCGAUGGCCGAGCAAGGACGCACCCGGGAUUGGACCUAUCGACGGUGGCAGCCCGCAGCCCAUCGGUUUCGCCGACCGGCGCCUCGUUCGCAUCGACUCCACCUCCUCCUCCUCGCACGCUAUAAACUAGACUAGAGCAAUACCCGUGGUGGAUGUUCCACCGCCUGCUCCGCCGCGCGAUGCCGCUCCCGCCGCCGCAGUCCCCGCUUCCUGCUCCCCGGAUGCCGGGGGUCACCGGCGGGCGCCUCUUCGCUUCGCUGCCGUCGCCGCCGCCCCUCCAGUCUCGAAGAGAGGUGCAUGUGUGGUAUCUUUUGCCUGAUGAGUUGAAGGAUGCCUCCCAACUCAAGAUGUACACGGAGCUCCUUUCCCCUUCUGAAAGGAAGACUGCUUUGUCUAUGAACGGGGAAAAGUUGCAGAAAGGUGCCGUGCUGUCCCGUGCACUGCUGCGCACCACCCUCUCGAGAUAUACAGAUUGCAAAGUUGAUCCAAGAUCAUUUGAGUUUAAGAAAAACAAGUUUGGCAAACCUGAGGUACUGUGGCGAUCUGAUGACAGCAGGAUGGAAUGGCCUUUACAUUUCAAUAUUUCACACACAUCAUCUUUGAUUGUCUGUGGCAUAACCAUGGAUACUCCUAUUGGCAUUGACGUUGAAGAGAAGACACGAAAGACAGCCAAGAAUAUUUUAUCUCUUGCUCGCCGUUAUUUCACCCCAUCUGAAAUUGAUUAUCUAGCUAAAAUUCCAGAUCCUGAUGCUCAGCAAAAGGAGUUCGUAAAACUAUGGACUCUUAAAGCACCAAAAGUAUCGAACGGUUCUGACUCUAUCCAUGACUGUCUGUCCGAGAAUUGGCAGUUUGCACUUGCUGAACUAAACAGUUCUCAUUACAUGGCAAUCUGUAUAGAGGAUGACUCAACAAGUUCAGAUUCUGGAAACGGUAGACUGCCACUAGGAUUGAAAGUAUGGAAGACCACUCCGUUCGUGGAAGAUAUACUUGUUUCUGGAACGGAAGCUGUAAAACUUGUCAGUUAAGUAUGUGAGAGGAUAUCUGCCAUUGGUCAAGUGAUUUCGCCAGAUGACAAUGUGAUGCAACGAAUGUAUUUGGACGAAGUAUGCGCUGUGCAGGGAGGCUGAACGGUUUUCUUCGAGCAUACUGCAUGCAUUGAUGAACUGACCACUGACACUGUGUGCUUUAGUUAAGAUUUGGAAAUGCAAUGACAUACACUUUGGAGUCCUGAUAUUCAUAUUAGCAUAUCACGACACUGUUUCGAAAGGAAUAAACAUUUAUCUCUCUCUUGUGUGUGUGUGUGGGGUAAUUUUAGACGUAUUUUGUACUGAUUGGUCCUUGUUAUCUGACGGAUCAUUGGAAGAAAUAUUCAUGCAUCAGCAUGCUUCUAUCGGUGGC